UUCUGGAUUUAAGAAAACAAAUCAAACAUCUUAAAUAAAGAAGUCCAAAAAACACCUAAGUUUCGCAGGCAAGUACAAAUAAAGAAAACCACAACCACAGCCAACACCAAUCACAGGGGCGCUCCUUGUGGGCCUUCAGAAGACUGACAGAAACGACACUUUUUAACCUGUUUUCAUGUUCGUCCAAGAUCUUGAAAGAGAGGGAGAGAUAGAGACAGAGAGAGCAGACGGAGGGGAGAGAGAGAAAGACUGCAUCAAGACGCUCCCUUGAUUUCUCAAGUUCCUAAGACACAUGGAAAGUAAGAACACUUACCAGAUUCAGCAUCUAGCUUCGAUGAUGGACCCAACAGCAACCCUUCUGUAUUUGGAUUACUAUGAAGAUUCAAGCACAGAUCAUCCUAUCAUGAAGACUCUCUCCCACACUUCCUACACAUCUGUCUUUCUCCCUAUCUUUUACACAGCUGUGUUCCUGACUGGAGUAUUGGGGAAUUUCAUCCUCAUGGUUGCACUGCAUUUCAAACAUGGCAACCGAAGAUUGAUCGACAUCUUCAUCAUCAACCUGGCUGCCUCUGACUUCAUUUUCCUUAUCACGCUGCCUCUUUGGGUGGAUAAGGAAGCCUCUCUGGGACUGUGGAGGACUGGCUCUUUCCUGUGCAAAGGCAGCUCCUAUGUGAUCUCAGUGAACAUGCACUGCAGUGUCUUCUUGCUCACUUGUAUGAGCAUGGACCGCUACCUGGCCAUCAUGUGCCCAGCCUUAUCCAGAAGAGUGAGAAGGAGAAACUGUGCCUAUGCAGUCUGCACCAGUGUCUGGGUCAUCUCGUGCCUCCUGGGACUGCCCACUCUUCUGUCCAGGGAGCUCACUCACAUGGAUGGCAAACCAUACUGUGCAGAGAAGACACCCACUCCGCUGAAACUGAUGUGGGGUCUGGUAGCCUUAAUUGUCACCUUUUUUGUCCCCCUGCUGAGCAUUUUGACCUGCUACUGUUGCAUCACGAGGAGGCUGUGUGCUCAUUACCAGCAGUCAGGAAAGCAUAACAAAAAGCUGAGGAAGUCCAUAAAGAUCAUCAUUAUUGUGGCAUCAGCCUUCAUCUUCUCCUGGUUGCCCUUUAAUACGUUCAAGCUCCUGGCCAUUGUCUCAAGGUUGCAGCCAGAAUACCAGUUUUCCGUGGAGUCUUUCCAGCUGGCCAUGGAGGUAUGUGGGCCCUUGGCCUUUGCCAACAGCUGUGUCAACCCUGUGAUUUACUAUGUCUUUGACAGCUACAUCCGCCGGGCCAUUGUACAUCGUCUGUGCCCUUGUCUGAAGAACUAUGACUUGGGGAGCAGCACUGAGACAUCAGACAGUCACCUCACUAAGGCUCUUUCCAACUUCAUCCAUGCAGAGGAUUUUGUCAGGCGAAGGAAGAGGUCUGUAUCGCUCUAAAGGGAGCUGUGACAUUUCAAGCGCUGUUGGCACUCUUAGGACGUUGGGUUUUGUCAGCAAUGGAGAAAGAGAAAAGCAUUAAAGAUGAAAUUCACAUUGUUUCAUAAAGCCAAGAAAGUGUUGAUUUUUUUUUUAAAGUUCCCCGGAAGAGCUCCUGUGUUGUGGAUAUAAUUAGGCCAUAUGCUGCAUUUUCAGCUAACUGGUCUUACUUGACAAUCAAGCCAGCCAGGCAAAAUACAAGCUCCAUUGUCCUUGAACUCAUGGGCUGAUUUCCUCAUGUGUAUCAGUGAACCUUCAGGCCUUUCAGGACCAUCCACCCCACUGUUCCCACUGGGCUGUGUUUUGAAGAGACACUUUCAUCUGGUAAGCAACAUAUCGGGCUGCAGAAUAACAAAAGUACACUUGCACUCUGUAGCUCACAGUCCCUGAGUGACUGAGAUGGAUUCUGGUCCCAUUUCAUAGUCUGUCUGGUGAGUCUUCAUCUCCUUCCAGCACUGGCUUUCAUCCCAGGCCAUUCUUGACAGCUUUGGUCUGGCAGGAAAAGUUCAUGAAGAUAAAGCCACUUUGUAUUGUGUUUAUGAACCAGGACUCACCUCAUCACCUGAUCUAAAGUAUGUUAACAAGGAAGCAUGGUGCAAAGUUUGACCUUUGCCUUAUAAGAA
Molecule: messenger RNA, 2082 nt
Organism: Peromyscus eremicus (cactus mouse)
Lineage: Eukaryota; Metazoa; Chordata; Mammalia; Rodentia; Cricetidae
Gene: Gpr15
Product: G protein-coupled receptor 15
Exons: 1
Coding region: 293-1420 (375 amino acids)
Biological process (GO): immune response; G protein-coupled receptor signaling pathway
Cellular component (GO): membrane
Molecular function (GO): G protein-coupled receptor activity
Source: RefSeq, a predicted model, not a curated record